GUGAAUGCAACCAAAAUAAGCGAACAACCACCACUGUGGUUAGCUGCGAGGCACCGCCAUAUCCGAGUGGUUGAACAGUUGCUGGAGUGCCGAAAUAUUGAUAUUAACCAAGGAUGGGGCAGGUACUUUCUGCCACUAUUAGCUGCCAUCUUUGCAGGCCACACAGAUGUGGUCAAUACCAUCCUACAAGACCGUCGGGCGGACUGCAACAGCGUUAACAAUCAAGGGUGCACCACUCUGUGGUGGGCGGCUCACAAAGGGCAGACCAGCAUCGUGAGACGAUUGCUUGAGGAUGCCUAUCUGCAAGUCAACAUCAAGGAUAACCAGGGAGUGGACGCUCAAGAGGCCGCGCGGAGUAAUUAUCAUUUUAGUAUUAUAAGCCUCCUACAGGCUCACUGA
Aspergillus novofumigatus IBT 16806 is the source of this 399-nucleotide messenger RNA. RefSeq names its product ankyrin repeat domain-containing protein. NCBI's taxonomy places the organism in Eukaryota, Fungi, Ascomycota, Eurotiomycetes, Eurotiales, Aspergillaceae. Gene Ontology annotation, molecular function: protein binding. The transcript has 2 exons. The annotation marks the transcript as partial. The record is from RefSeq and is a predicted model, not a curated record.